Molecule: messenger RNA, 2925 nt
Organism: Eruca vesicaria subsp. sativa (arugula)
Lineage: Eukaryota; Viridiplantae; Streptophyta; Magnoliopsida; Brassicales; Brassicaceae
Source: the annotation of a GenBank genome assembly
AUGGAUCCUUACAAGUAUCGGCCAUCGAGCGCGUACAACACUUCAUUCUACACCACAAACGGUGGUGCUCCAGUCUCAAACAACAUCUCUUCCCUCACCAUCGGAGAAAGAGGUCCGGUUCUUCUUGAGGACUACCAUCUAAUCGAAAAGGUCGCUAAUUUCACCAGAGAGAGGAUUCCAGAGAGAGUGGUUCACGCCAGAGGAAUCAGCGCUAAGGGUUUCUUUGAGGUCACACAUGACAUUUCAAACCUCACUUGUGCUGACUUCCUCAGAGCUCCUGGUGUUCAAACUCCAGUCAUUGUCCGUUUCUCCACCGUCGUUCACGAGCGUGCCAGCCCUGAAACCAUGAGGGAUAUUCGUGGGUUUGCCGUCAAGUUUUACACCAGAGAGGGAAACUUUGAUCUUGUUGGUAACAACACUCCGGUGUUCUUCAUCCGUGACGGGAUUCAGUUCCCGGAUGUUGUCCACGCCCUGAAACCGAACCCGAAGACAAACAUCCAAGAGUACUGGAGGAUCCUGGACUACAUGUCCCACUUACCAGAGAGUUUACUCACAUGGUGCUGGAUGUUUGAUGAUGUUGGUAUCCCACAAGACUACAGACACAUGGAAGGUUUCGGUGUCCACACCUACACUCUAGUUUCCAAAUCCGGAAAAGUUCUCUUCGUCAAGUUCCAUUGGAAACCCACUUGUGGGAUCAAGAAUCUGACUGAUGAAGAGGCUAAAGUAGUUGGAGGAGCCAAUCACAGCCACGCAACUAAAGAUCUCCAUGAUGCUAUUGCAUCUGGUAACUAUCCUGAGUGGAAGCUAUUCAUUCAGACUAUGGAUCCUGCUGAUGAGGAUAAGUUUGAUUUUGACCCGCUUGAUGUGACCAAGAUCUGGCCUGAAGAUAUCUUGCCUUUGCAACCAGUUGGUCGCUUGGUUCUGAACAGAACCAUUGAUAACUUCUUUAAUGAAACUGAGCAGCUUGCUUUCAACCCUGGUCUUGUGGUUCCUGGAAUUUACUACUCAGAUGAUAAGCUGCUCCAGUGUAGGAUCUUUGCUUAUGGUGACACUCAGAGACAUCGUCUUGGACCUAAUUAUAUGCAGUUACCGGUUAAUGCUCCAAAAUGUGCUCACCACAACAAUCACCAUGAAGGUUUUAUGAACUUCAUGCAUAGAGAUGAGGAAAUCAAUUAUUAUCCCUCAAAGUUUGAUCCUGUCCGCUGCGCAGAAAAAGUUCCUAUCCCUAACAAAUCUUACACUGGAAUCAGAACAAAGUGUAUCAUUAAGAAGGAGAACAACUUCAAGCAACCUGGAGAUAGAUACAGAUCAUGGGCACCAGACAGGCAAGACCGGUUUGUUAAGAGAUGGGUUGAGAUUUUGUCAGAGCCACGUCUCACUCAUGAGAUCCGUAGCAUCUGGAUCUCUUACUGGUCUCAGGCUGAUCGAUCUUUGGGACAGAAGCUUGCAAGCCGUCUCAACGUACGUCCUUCAAGCGCUCAUGAUUCGCCCUUCUUCACUACAAACUCUGGUGCUCCCGUCUGGAACAACAACGCCUCUUUGACUGUUGGACCCAGAGGUCCAGUCCUUCUGGAAGACUAUCAUCUGAUCGAGAAACUAGCCAACUUUGACAGGGAAAGGAUUCCUGAGAGGGUUGUUCAUGCCAGAGGUGCCAGUGCCAAAGGUUUCUUUGAAGUCACUCAUGACAUUUCAAACCUUUCUUGUGCUGAUUUUCUUCGAGGUCCUGGUGUUCAGACUCCUGUCAUUGCUCGUUUCUCUACUGUCAUCCAUGAGCGUGGCAGCCCCGAGACUCUCAGAGACCCUCGUGGUUUCGCCGUCAAGUUUUACACCAGAGAAGGGAACUUGGAUCUUGUUGGAAACAACUUCCCUGUCUUCUUUGUCCGAGAUGGAAUGAAGUUCCCUGACAUGGUCCAUGCGCUGAAACCAAAUCCCAAGACUCACAUUCAGGAGAACUGGAGGAUACUUGACUUCUUCUCGCACCACCCUGAGAGUCUUCACAUGUUUUCAUUCCUCUUUGACGAUGUUGGUAUCCCACAGGACUACAGGCACAUGGAUGGCUUUGGUGUCAACACUUAUGUCCUAAUCAACAAAGCUGGAAAAGCUCACUACGUGAAGUUUCACUGGAAACCCACUUGUCCGGUUAAAUGCUUGUCUGAUGAGGAAGCUAUUAGAGUUGGAGGAACCAAUCACAGCCAUGCAACUAAGGAUCUCUAUGACUCCAUCGCAGCUGGGAGCUUUCCAGAGUGGCAUAUGUUCAUUCAAGUGAUAGAUCCUGACCAUGAAGACAGAUUUGAUUUUGAUCCGCUUGAUGUCACAAAGAUCUGGCCUGAAGAUAUCUUGCCCUUGCAACCUGUUGGCCGCUUGGUUUUGAACAAGAACAUUGACAACUUCUUUAAUGAGAAUGAGCAGCUUGCUUUCUGCCCUGCUAUUGUUGUCCCUGGCUUCCAUUAUUCAGAUGAUAAGCUACUCCAGAGCAGGAUCUUCUCUUAUUCUGAUAGUCAGAGACACCGUCUAGGACCAAAUUAUUUGCAACUACCUGUUAAUGCUCCUAAAUGUGCUCACCACAACAAUCACCAUGAGGGUUUCAUGAACUUCAUGCACAGAGAUGAGGAGGUUAAUUACUUUCCUUCAAGGUUGAACCCGGUCCGCCAUGCUGAAAAAUACCCUCAAAAUCCUAUUAAAUGCUCUGGAAACCGUGAGAAGUGCAUGAUUGAGAAGGAGAACAACUUCAAGCAGCCAGGGGAAAGAUACAGGUCCUGGGAUGCAGACAGGCAAGAGCGGUUCGUGAAGCGUUUUGUUGAUGCACUUGCUGAGCCUCGUGUGACCCAUGAAAUCCGCAGCAUUUGGAUCUCUAAUUGGACUAAGGCAGACGAAUCUCUUGGACAGAAACUAGCCCUUCGUCUUAAAGUGAGCCCAAACUUCUGA